Corylus avellana is the source of this 792-nucleotide messenger RNA. NCBI's taxonomy places the organism in Eukaryota, Viridiplantae, Streptophyta, Magnoliopsida, Fagales, Betulaceae. The record is from RefSeq and is a predicted model, not a curated record.
AUGUGGAGCAAGACUGGGUUUAUGGGAAUUAAGCUAGACAUGAGUAAGGCUUACGACAAGGUGGAAUUGGUGUUUUUGGAAGCUGUGAUGAAAAAAAUGGAGUUUCCUGAUAAAUGGAUAAGACUAAUUAUGGAGUGUGUAAGUAUAGUCUCAUAUUCCAUCUUGAUAAAUGGUAAACCUGUGGGGAACAUUCAACCAUCAAGGGGUCUUCAUCAGGGCGACCUGCUAUCCCCUUAUCUUUUCUUGAUUUAUGCAAAGGUCCUCAGUUCUUUACUCACUCAGGCGAAGAAGAAGGGGGUUAUCACUAGUGUACCUUCUUCUAAGAAUGGUCCUUGGCUAAGCCAUCUUUUCUUUGCAGAUGAUAGCUUGUUAUGCUGUAAGGAAAGCCUGGUCAAGUGGAGACGUAUUACUAAGAUUUUGGAAAAAUAUGAAGCGGCUUCUGGUCAAUCUUUGAAUAAAAAUAAGACGUCUAUUUUUUUUAGCCGGAAUACCAGUUUGGAGAGGAGGAAUGAAAUUAUCCAGUUGUCAGGACUCCAAGCAGCACAUAGCUUUGAUAAAUAUUUGGGACUUCCAACUCUUGUGGGGAAAUCUAGAUACCAGUCCUUUAAGACUAUCAAGGACAAGGUGUGGAGCUGCCUAAAUAAUUGGAAGCUUAAUUUUUUAUCCCAGGCUGGCAAGGAGGUUCUCCUUAAGGCGGUGGUACAGGCGAUUCUCACGUAUUGUAUGAGCGUGUUUCAGCUUCCAGUUGUGCUAUGUAGAGAGAUAAAUAGGAUGAUGAAGCGAUUCUGGUGA